UUGUGACAAUCUGCACCUCCACGCCAGAUAAGUCGUCAACAACAGCUGUAGUCCCCUUCCUCGUCGCAGCCAGGACCCCGUUUGGGAAACUCAAGACCGUCUGGUUCGAGGAGCGGCCAAUAGAAAAAUUCCGCUGUGCUGUUGCUAGCUAGUUCCUUGCUUUGUCAACCAAUCAGUUCGUUGCUGGGGAAGGGAGGGCGCGGGAGCUGGAGGUAACAGUGUGCGCGAGAGCCCGAGUGCAAGGGAAGCCUUAUCACGGAGGCACGGCUAAAGACAACAUUUGCAAAAUGCCGAAUAAAACUAAAAAAGAGAAGGAACCAACCAAAUCUGCAAAAAGCAGCACAAAAAACAGUAACGCCGGUGGCGGGAAGGAUGCUGGAACGGAAAAUUCAGAAGAGGCCCAGCAGACAGCCAGCAAGCGUCCGAGCAACAGCACUCCACCUCCCACUCAGCUCAACAAAAUUAAGUACUCAGGUGGGCCACAGAUUGUAAAGAAGGAGCGUCGACAGAGUUCAUCACGAUUCAACCUCAGCAAGAACCGGGAACUGCAGAAGCUUCCCGCCCUCAAAGAUGCCCCACCCAUUGAUCGAGAAGAACUGUUUGUCCAGAAACUGCGGCAGUGCUGUGUGCUUUUUGACUUUGUGACUGAUCCACUUAGUGAUCUCAAGUACAAGGAGGUGAAGAGAGCCGGCCUUAAUGAAAUGGUGGAGUACAUCACACACAACCGCGACGUGGUCACAGAGUCCAUCUACCCCGAAGCUGUCAUCAUGUUUUCUGUAAACUUGUUCAGGACUCUGCCACCCUCUUCCAAUCCCACGGGAGCAGAAUUUGACCCUGAAGAGGAUGAACCCACUCUGGAGGCCGCUUGGCCCCACCUGCAGCUGGUUUAUGAAUUCUUCUUAAGAUUCCUGGAGUCACCUGACUUCCAGCCCAAUGUUGCCAAAAAAUACAUCGACCAAAAGUUUGUACUGUCGCUUCUGGAGCUUUUUGACAGUGAAGACCCCAGAGAGCGGGACUUCCUAAAAACCAUCCUGCACAGGAUCUAUGGAAAGUUCCUGGGGCUGAGAGCAUACAUCCGUCGGCAGAUCAACAAUAUAUUCUACAGGUUUAUAUACGAGACGGAGCAUCACAAUGGAAUUGCAGAGCUCUUAGAAAUCUUAGGAAGCAUAAUUAAUGGCUUUGCCCUGCCACUGAAAGAGGAACACAAAAUGUUCCUCAUCAGAGUGCUACUGCCUUUACACAAAGUCAAGUCACUCAGCGUCUAUCACCCACAGCUGGCCUACUGUGUGGUGCAGUUUUUGGAAAAGGACAGCAGCCUCACUGAACCUGUGAUUAUGGGCCUGCUGAAGUUCUGGCCCAAGACCCACAGUCCUAAGGAGGUGAUGUUUCUGAAUGAGCUGGAGGAAAUCUUGGAUGUCAUCGAGCCCUCAGAGUUUGUUAAAGUCAUGGAGCCUCUGUUUAGACAGCUGGCCAAGUGUGUAUCAAGUCCACACUUCCAGGUUGCUGAAAGAGCAUUGUAUUACUGGAACAAUGAGUACAUCAUGAGCCUGAUCAGCGACAAUGCCGCCAAGAUCCUCCCCAUCAUGUUUCCCGCUCUCUACAAGAACUCCAAGAGCCACUGGAACAAGACAAUCCAUGGGCUUAUCUACAAUGCUCUAAAGCUCUUUAUGGAGAUGAACCAGAAGCUGUUUGAUGACUGCACUCAGCAGUACAAGGCUGAGAAGCAGAAUGAACUACAAAGAGAGAGACAGCAUUUUGGGCAUCGAACAUGCCCAGAGAUGAUGUCUAGAGAGAAGUACAAACUUAAGGAACGGGAAGAAAUGUGGCAUAAAAUUGAAGAACUAGCAAAACAGAACCCUCAGAGUACAAAGGUUCAGCUGCGGCCCGGUCUGGCUCAGGAUGAGUACAUGAUGUAUAAUGAAGGAGGGAUGCCAUUGUACUCAAUGGAGACGGAGACCCCUACAGCUGAGGACAUCCAGCUGCUGAAGAAGACUGUGGAAUCAGAAGCCUCACAGGGAAUGAAAGACAUCAAGAAAGACAAGGUUUUGAUGAGGCGAAAGUCUGAGCUGCCGCAGGACGUCUAUACUAUAAAAGCCCUGGAAGCUCACAAGCGAGCAGAAGAGUACCUGACGGCCAACCAGGAAGCCCUCUGACGGGGGAGCACCGCCACCCUCCACCGCGCCUAAACUGUUCCUCUCGUCUUGGUCCAAAAUUGUCGCCUGCUGUAACCCACCUCUCUGUUCCUCUGCCUCUAUCCCAUACUCCUUCCUCCCUCACUGUUGGAGAGCCCCAUCUGCAAAAAUCCAGUCCACAGAGCAGUGGAGAGCUCCCAUGCACUCUGCCCCGACUCCCAUGCGUGCACAAACUCUUUCCAAAAUCUUCUCAGAUCCAUAGCUGCUGAUCCCCACACUGAACAGAAGCGACCGCUGGGUUGGUAGAAAGCAGUGUGGGUUACAAAUAAUCAAAGUAUGCUCUUGUUGUGGUUGCUUUGUUUCUCUCCACACUUUAUUUUGUCCACUUUAUGCUGUCUCCAUUUGUCCGCAUGCUCCCUAUCCCAUUUUUACCGCUGCUUGAGAGCUUCUCCUUUAUUCCAAUCACUGCCUCUGUAAAUCUGUCUGCAGUUAAGGGGCCACACUUAACUAAAUGUAUCAUGUUAAUGGAGAUAUGGAGACCCUGUACUGGAUUUUCUGCAUCCGGCUCCUGUGUGGGCGGAGCGUAGGGAUGGUAGCCAAACGGGAGUGUUCAGGGUUAUUCUUGAUGUCAUACAAAGAACCAAUUAGUGAAACUUGUUUCUACAAAACAUGCAAGCUUGAGAUUUCAACUCGCAUGGGAUUGUGAAUCUAUUUCAGAUGCUUCCCUAGACAGGUCUGCUCGUACAUCUGAGAUGGGACUCUGAAAUUGCUUCUCCAUUGCGACCUGGUGCUGUAAAUGUUUCAGGUAGUCAUUUUUGAGAUCUAAGACCAUGACCACACAUUAGGAGGCAGAGGCUGAGGAGAUCGACCUAAUCUGUUGUUUUCCUCGUGAUUGUGUUAAUGAUCAUGAUCAACAACAACAAAAAAAAUAAGAGAGCUUUGUGGAAGCAAUCACCUCAAUAUCCACCACCAGCAGAACGCUUGAUGAAAAUGCUUUAAAAGUAGUAUACAGUCCGUUUACAGUCGCAGAAAAGAAUGUGAUCUAAAUGCAUGCGCCAAUGGCCUAUUUGAUCCACACUCCACUGUUUGUAUGCAUCAAUGUUUUAUUUUCGUUGUAAAGGAUUAGUUCACUUCAGAAUUAAAAUUUCCUGAUAAUUUACUCACCCCCAUGUCAUCCAAAAUGUUUAUCUUUCUUUCUUCAGUCGAAAAGAAAUUAAGGUUUUUGAGGAAAACAUUCCAGGAUUUUUCUCCAUAAAGUGGACUUCACUGGGGUUCAAUGGGUUGAAGGUCCAAAUGUCAGUUUCAGUGCAGCUUCAAAGGGCUCUACAUGAUCCCAGAUGAGGAAUAAGAGUCUUAUCUAGCAAAACGAAUGGUCAUUUUCUAAUAAAAUAAAAAUGUAUAUACUUUUUAACCACAAAUGCUCGUUUUGCACUGCUCUGCGAUGCGCCACGCAUUACGUAAUCAUGUUGGAAAGGUCACGUGUGGUGUAGGUGGAAGUACCGCGGUAGGACUUAGCCUUAGCACGUUUGCUUUGUAAACACUUGCUCGGUGCUUCUGCCUAUGUCACGCGUGACCUUUCCAACGUGAUUAUGUAAUGCGUGGCGCAGUGCAAGACGAGCAUUUGUGGUUAAAAAAAUAUAUAAAUUUUAUUUUUUUUAGAAAAUGACAGAUCGUUUCUCUAGAUAAGACUCUUAUUCCUCAUCUGGGAUCGUCUAGAGCCCUUUGAAGCUGCACUGAAACUGACAUUUGAACCUUCAACCCUUUGAAGUCCACUAUAUAGAGAGAAAUCCUGGAAUGUUUUCCUCAAAAACCUUAAUUUCUAUUCGACUGAAGAAAGACAAACAUCUUGGAUGACAUGGGGGUGUGUAAACUAUCAGAAAAUUUUAAUUCUGAAUUGAACUAAUCCUUUUAAGACUUAUACCUCUUGAACAGAUUCCCAUGAAAUCACACCUCAUAGCUUUUGUAAGUUGUCUUGUUUUGCUUCAUAGGUUUCUGUGAUGUAUAAAAAACUAGACAAGAAUGAAAAACAAACUCCCGUUGAACUGUUCAAGAUCGGGAACUACCGUCCUGUCUGAGAUUGUAUGUCUUAUUUUUGUUGUUGUUUUCACUUUAAAGCGCCUAAGCAAUAUUUUUUUUCAGGUAUUAGAACGGUAAGGAAAACCAUCCACUGGUCUAGUGUACGAUCAAGCGCUAUACAAUCCUCCUAAUAGGACUAUAUAUUUACAGAGAAAAGAUACUCGCUUACCUGUCCAGGCUUAAUAUAUGGAAAAGCGACAGCCUGCAAUUGCCGUUGCGACUACUUGUGUAGUGUAUAUUGUCAUGUAUAUUGCUUACGAUUGUGCCCUUGCCUUUUAAUAUUCCCUCUUUCUGCCCCAACUUCAUCUUUUAAUUCUGUUCGCUUGUAUGACACAUUCUGAUGCUUGAUGUCCCCUCUCUGUUGUAAAGGUCUGUCCCGUGAAGUGUCACUUUGAUCAUUCCAAUAGUGAGGGAACAUUUACUACUCCUACAGGCUGCUGGACAACGCAACACUUUAUUGCUAUCCAGUGUGCAGCUCUGCAUUUCGCCCCUCGUGAUUUCAAGCUGCUACACUUUUUUUUUUUCCAUCGCUCCAAACGUGGGCAUACAUUUCGAAUUGUGCUAUUACAGCCUAUAGUAUGCAGUGCAGAGUUGAAGUCUUUAAAUCAUUAGCCGUUUGAAGUGUUGUUACGUCACCUCAGCCUAUCAGUGUACGGGAAUGACUUGUCCAUGCAAUCAAGAGCAUGAAUUGCCAACCUAGCUGCCUCUAAAUAGACCAAAACAUUCCAGAAACAAUCAGAGGCAACUUCACUCUUGAACACAGCAUGCUUCCUUCCUCGAUGCAGCUUGACGGGCGGAUGGGGCCAGUGUUCAGCUUGUCCGGCAGCAACAAGAAACAGAGGGAAAUUAAGAAAGUAUGGGUCUCUCCACACUCACCCUUUCCGUCCUUCUCCCAGCCCUCCUUUCCAAGUCUGACACUAAUCUUAAGCUGCUUUCCAGGUCAUAUGUACAUAUGUUGUACUUUAAUUAGGUUGAGCAUUACAUAGUAUGAAAGUCAUAUUUUGUACAGAUGUUCAUGUAUGUACAGAACAAAAAUAAAGAAACACAAAAGA
This is a messenger RNA of Ctenopharyngodon idella (grass carp), 5260 nucleotides long. It is a transcript of the gene ppp2r5d, whose product is annotated as protein phosphatase 2, regulatory subunit B', delta. Lineage: Eukaryota; Metazoa; Chordata; Actinopteri; Cypriniformes; Xenocyprididae. Gene Ontology annotation, molecular function: protein phosphatase activator activity. Gene Ontology annotation, cellular component: cytosol; nucleus; protein phosphatase type 2A complex. Bases 288 to 2153 code for a protein of 621 amino acids. Gene Ontology annotation, biological process: protein dephosphorylation; signal transduction. The record is from RefSeq and is a predicted model, not a curated record. The transcript has 18 exons.